AUGCUUGAAAACAAGAGAGAGCGGUUGAAAACCUUCCUCCGCAAGAUUGACGAGAAGGCCAUUGUCAGAAUCAAGCACUUCAUGAAAGAGAGCAGCUACCCAGUAGAAAGCAGUGGUGGAGGUGUGCCAGCCAAAGUCAAGAAGAGCAGGAGCACCUCAAGCAAAGAUACAGUCAAAAAAGUGGAAGCGAGGAAAACGUUGAGUCUUGAGGCUGCUCAGCUGGAGAUUCAAGAGCAGCACAAAACCCUCACCAGACAGUUGGCCAUCAGAUCGCAGACCUUUGACGUCGACUGUAGAAGCUUCGAAAGGACUCAGGGAAGCGGCAGCCAAAGUAGUUUUAUAAAGCACAAUGUGACAUUCCACAAAUUGUUUCCAGACAUUCCAGAAAGUGAAGACUUGAUACAUGCAUACAUCUGUGCCCUACAAAAGGAAGUGCCCUACCAUGGUCGACUCUACAUUACCAAUAGCCAUGCCUGCUUCCACUCCUCUGUUCUACUCAAGGACACCAAGGUAGUGAUCCCCGUCUCCUGCAUUCACAUUGUCAAAAAGCAGAACACUGCUUUGUUGGUGCCAAACGCCUUGUCAAUCCGAACCACAGAGGGAGAAAAGUUCUUGUUUGUCUCGUUACGGAACCGAGAAGCAUGUUAUCAGUUGCUGCACUCUGUGUGUCCUCAGCUUGAGGACCGCAGCACCAACAGUAGCCCAGUCAUCUCAUCAGCUGAGCAUAGCUUUGAUAAGAACAAACUUGUGAACUCCAGCCAGUCCAGUCUAGAUGGCAGCUUUGAACAAUUCGAUGGUUCUGAGUCGCAGUCAUUACAGGACAAACCUCUGUACAUUACUCACAAAGAAACUGCACUGCCUAAUGGAAAAGGAUCCACUUUCAAGAGCCUUCAUGAGCAGCAAAGUGAGAGCUCAUCUUCGGAGGAGGAGCUGUCAGUUUCAGUUGCAGGUGGCUCGUGGAUUUGGAAUGUGACGGAGAAGGCCAAGUCUCUGCUGGUUCAGAGAGAGGCCAGCACACUCAACACGCUGCUCUUCAUUUACUUGAUUCUGGUGGUGGUGCUGCUGCUUUCCUCGGGCUACAUUGGGUUACGUAUUGUGGCCCUGGAGGAACAGCUUACGUCACUCGGCGCACUGCCCGAGUUCACCCUACAAAGCGGAUACCGCCAAGACACAUAA
Molecule: messenger RNA, 1176 nt
Organism: Nerophis lumbriciformis (worm pipefish)
Lineage: Eukaryota; Metazoa; Chordata; Actinopteri; Syngnathiformes; Syngnathidae
Source: RefSeq, a predicted model, not a curated record